Messenger RNA from Scaptodrosophila lebanonensis, 770 nucleotides. RefSeq lists its product as uncharacterized. NCBI's taxonomy places the organism in Eukaryota, Metazoa, Arthropoda, Insecta, Diptera, Drosophilidae. Bases 299 to 712 code for a protein of 137 amino acids. The transcript has 5 exons. The record is from RefSeq and is a predicted model, not a curated record.
UUCCAUCCACAUCGUGAUGCAGAUCAUUAUCAAUAUGAUGGCCGUGUUGCGCAAUGGACCCGCCUAUUUAAUAAUGAUGGGCUUGUUGUUUAUGAUAAUCUAUAUCUACAUGUGGUUGGUAAUUUUCUCGUAUCUUGUGGAACUGUUCGACUACUGAUUAUAAAGGAGCGUACUUAUUCCGAAUGCUUAAUAAUUGUUGACAGAAAAUUUCAAGAUUGUCUCUCAAGUGUCAAAAUUCUGAACAAAUAUAUUUUUUAUUUAGUGUAAGUCGGGCGAAAUCGUAAUUUGUACAAAAAAUAUGUUUUUCGAACAUUGUUGCUUUUGCUUUUCCUUGCGAUCGGGCUGCCUAACGAUUGCCGCAACAAUCAUAGCGUUCUACUUUGUCGAGAUUACCGUUCAUGGCGAGCACAGCAUUUUUAUAUAUUCCAAGAAAGCACGUUGGGUUAAGAUUAUGCAGGGGCUGAUAAACGCCAAUGGUAUACUUUCGUCCUUGCUCAUGAUGUAUGGGGCCUACAGAUACAAAAAGUGUCCAGUACUUACAUGGCUAGUCGUAUUUCUGCUUAUAUUUAUCCUGUAUGUCAUAUUUUGUGUCCUUGACAUAUUCAGCGCACAUGCACGAACGGGUAUACUGGGCGCCCAGUUUGGAAUCAUAUUAAUUCUCCUAUACUGUUUAUUAAUAGUGCACUCCUUCUACACGCAAAUGAGAGAAUGAUAAACCCUGAUAAUCCCAAUAAAAUGUACUGGAGAAAAAGUUUUGUGUUUUUAACUGA